UAUUCCCAGACGACCUCAUCAACCAUUAACCUGUCCAACCAUGGAUGCCCUUCGGUCUAUCAGUCCAUCCGUUGCAUUCAAAGUUGCUAACACGUUGGCCGCUGCGUUGUUGCUGGGAGGUGGUAUUACUCAUCUAAUCUAUCACUCUUUCACCUCGAUUAUCGUUGGCAUCUACGCCGUGAUAUUUGGCAUUCUUGUUGCGCUGCUCGAAUGGUAUCCCGUGGGCGCUGAACGGCACCACGUUCUCUACCGUCAUGCAUCCUUCUUCUACUCCUUCAUCGGACGUGGUAUUUUUUAUGCGCUCUUCGGUGUGCUGCUCCUGGACCAUUUCACCGUUGCCUACGUGUUUGGCGGUUUCCUCAUCUUCGUCGGCAUUAUCUUCUUCGUUCUGCAAUUCGUGCCCAUCUACGACAUCCCUCCUUCUAUGCAACCUCCCAGCUCCGCCGAGGAUGCACAGCCGGUGUGGAACGCUGACGCAGAUGCCGUCUAAGUAACAUAUCCGACCGUACCAAACUUCCAGCCAUUCCGAAGGCGCUUAGGACAUUGCGAGCCAAUACUAUUAUCUGCUGUGUAUUUAGAUAGUGCUACAUGUUAAUUACUAUUACC
Molecule: messenger RNA, 606 nt
Organism: Dacryopinax primogenitus
Lineage: Eukaryota; Fungi; Basidiomycota; Dacrymycetes; Dacrymycetales; Dacrymycetaceae
Product: COPI associated
Exons: 5
Coding region: 41-490 (149 amino acids)
Biological process (GO): vesicle-mediated transport
Cellular component (GO): Golgi membrane
Source: RefSeq, a predicted model, not a curated record